CCAGCCCAUGAGCGGACGGACGUCAGCGGAGGAACAUUCAGUACUUGUCGCAAACUAAAGCCGGAGAAGAAGAAAGAGGAGGAGGGGGGAAGUUCCUGUCUUUAUGGUCCCUCCUCUCGUUCUGUAUUUUUUUCCGAUCCUCCCUCAAGCUCUCCUUACCUCUCAUACACAAACCGUGAGUCACCGGAGCGGACCUGGGAAACGACCCGCUGAAACGCACCCGUGUCCCGGUCGUCUCUUCCCUCUGCUUCGGUCUCCAAUUUAGCUUCAACUUGUUGUUUUUGUCGCACUUUUCCUCGCUGUCGACAUGCCCGAGGACGUCGGAUCAGCCAAACCUGUUACACCUCCCUAUCUCCUCCCCUCAGGCGGAGUGAUCGCCUACAUCUCGUCGGGCGCCGCCUCCAGCCCUGAAUCAUGUAUGAACACCAGUCCCAGCGGCAGAGCGGGGGGCAGCUUCCUUUCUACGUCGCCCACCCCUCCUCGCCCCUCGCUGCCCAGCCGGGCGGUGGGCAUGGUGGUGGAUAUAGCGCCGCCGACCAAGAGCGGGCCCAGAGGGGGCAACGGCGUGGAGAAGGCCGGACGCUCGUCCACCUCCGCCAAGAGCAGCAUUACCAAAAUCAACGGAAUGGUGCUUCUGUGUAAAGUGUGCGGAGACGUCGCCUCAGGCUUCCAUUACGGCGUUCACGCAUGCGAAGGCUGCAAGGGCUUCUUCCGCAGGAGCAUCCAGCAGAACAUUCAGUACAAGAAGUGCCUCAAGAUGGAGAACUGCACCAUCAUGAGGAUCAACAGGAACCGAUGCCAGCAGUGUCGCUUCAAGAAGUGCUUGGCCGUCGGGAUGUCCAGAGAUGCCGUGCGAUUCGGCCGCAUCCCCAAGCGUGAGAAGCAGCGGAUGCUCCUUGAGAUGCAGAACGCCAUGAACAACAUGAUGAGCAACAACAGCCAGCUGCACAGUAUGCUGCACGGCCACCAGAGCCCGCCACCGCCCAACGACACCAGCCCCUCGCCUUCGUCGUCCAACUCUUCCUCCUCUUCCUCUUCGUCGUCUUCCUCCUCGGAGUCACCGUCCUGCUCCAACCCCUCGUCCCCGCAGUGCCCCCUGCGGGACGCCGAGUCCGUGGUCUCCAUGGACACCAACUCCAGCUCGUCCUCGUCCUGCGGGUCCGACAGCGGCGAGGACGACGUGGCCGUCGUCAGGCAGGCGGAGACGGCGAUGUCGCAGUCGUCCGCCGCGUCGGCAGAAAGCGGCUCGGACGUCCGCGUGGAGGCGGCGCAGCGGAGCUGGAACCGCUGGAACGACGACAAUGACGUGGCCGUGUCAGGAUACCGGGACGCGCCGCACACGUACGCGCACUUUAACCAGCACACGCAACAGCGGCAGCUCGGCGGCGCCACCGCUUGUCCGAUGGACACGCAGCAGCCACGGGUCUACCCCAACAACAGAGCGCACCUGGUGUGUCCCAUGAACACGUCACCCUACGUGGACCCCAGCAAGCCCAGCCAGGAAAUCUGGGAGGAAUUCUCCAUGAGCUUCACGCCCGCCGUGCGCGAGGUGGUGGAGUUCGCCAAGAGGAUCCCGGGCUUCAAAGACCUCCCCGAGCACGACCAAGUGGGGCUGCUCAAGGCCGGGACCUUCGAGGUGUUGAUGGUGCGCUUCGCGUCGCUGUUUAACAUGGCGGAGCGCACGGUGACCUUCCUGAGCGGCAAGCACUACAGCCUGGACACGCUGCGAGCGCUCGGGGCCGGAGAACUGCUGGCGUCCAUGUGCGACUUCAGCGAGAAGCUCACCGCGCUCAGGCUCGACCGCGACGAGAUGAGCCUCUUCACCGCCGUCGUCCUCGUCUCCGCCGACCGUUCGGGCCUGCAGGACCUGACGGCGGUGGAGGCGCUGCAGGACCAGCUGAUCCGGGCGCUGCGCCAGCUGCUCAUGCAGAACCACGGCGACGAGGCGGCCACCACCUUCACCAAACUGCUGCUCAAGCUGCCCGAGCUGCGAUCGCUCAACAACAUGCACUCGGAGGAGCUGCUCUCAUUCAAGGUGCACCCCUGAUCGUCAUCGUCAUGAUGAUGACGAUGGACACGCACCCAGACAGACCAAUCCUUAUGUACUCAAAGACGAGAAGAAGUUGUACUGUAUUUGUGGAGAGGAUUGUUGCAAACCAACACGGAGGCACUUGAAAACUUGACCGGCUUUAUGCAAAUGAUGCGAUUUUUGUAUUUGUUUCCUUUCGGAAGCCAUUUUGAUGCAUGUUGAUAGCGACAAAAAGCUAAUGUGACCAAUGUGCUGCUAAUGCUAAUGCAUGGCUAAACGUGCUCGUGGCCACUUCCUCCUCCUCUCUGCAGACUGUAUGUGUGUGUGUGUUUAGUAUAAGUGUUCUUGUUCUUGUUGUGCUAUUUUUAUUUUAUUUUUUAAGCCGCCUCGCCCCCUUAAGCGCACCGCCUGAAGAUUUCCGGAACAUUCGCACACAUUAGCCUGAAUCUACCUGAACCUGCGCUCGGUGCUGUGUGGUGCCAGCUGGAGGCCCAAAUGUCAUCGUUUUUUAUGGUUUAUUUUUUUUCUAACGUUCCACUUUUUUCUUUGUAUGAUUUUUUUUUUUUGUUUUGUUUGUUUGAUUUUCAAUCAAACGUGUUUCAUGCACGGCACUGAACAUGGAAAAAAAAAAAGUGUCGUCCAUCUUUUUGUUUCUUGUACUUGGCAACACUGUCAAUUGUAAAUAACUAUACAUAUAAAUAUAUAUAAAUAUAUAAAUAUCUCUUGAACAUAGACAAAUAUGUAUAGUAUAAAUGAAUAAAUAUGGGAGAAGAAAAUGA
This is a messenger RNA of Phyllopteryx taeniolatus (common seadragon), 2808 nucleotides long. RefSeq names its product nuclear receptor subfamily 1, group D, member 2a (gene nr1d2a). Gene Ontology annotation, molecular function: zinc ion binding; nuclear receptor activity; RNA polymerase II cis-regulatory region sequence-specific DNA binding. The record is from RefSeq and is a predicted model, not a curated record. Lineage: Eukaryota; Metazoa; Chordata; Actinopteri; Syngnathiformes; Syngnathidae. The transcript has 8 exons. The coding region runs from base 308 to 2047 and encodes 579 amino acids. Gene Ontology annotation, biological process: hormone-mediated signaling pathway; negative regulation of transcription by RNA polymerase II; cell differentiation.